This is a messenger RNA of Cladophialophora yegresii CBS 114405, 1332 nucleotides long. RefSeq lists its product as uncharacterized. Gene Ontology annotation, biological process: fluoride transmembrane transport. Bases 1 to 1332 code for a protein of 443 amino acids. Lineage: Eukaryota; Fungi; Ascomycota; Eurotiomycetes; Chaetothyriales; Herpotrichiellaceae. Gene Ontology annotation, molecular function: fluoride transmembrane transporter activity. The record is from RefSeq and is a predicted model, not a curated record. The transcript has a single exon. Gene Ontology annotation, cellular component: membrane.
AUGUCGAGACCGAGAGAAAAGUUCGACGAGGUGGAGGACAACGCGGAACUGACUGAAGUAGCCAUUCCUCAGCCUGCGGAUGCGGAAGACCCUAGAAGACCCUCGCUCGAGGGCGAGGAGCGGCGACUGAGCAGACACGAGGAUGAAGCUGCAUUGGGAGAGCUAGCCGUACCCAAACCCGCUACGGAAAGAGGGAGGCGUGAAGACGAAGAGGCAGGACAUGCUAGCAGGAGUAUGGAAGAGACGCAAAAGCCAGUUGAUACGACGACCAAGAAAAAUAACCCCCAGCGGUGGGUGACAGAACUCUACACAAUCUCGUGGUUGGUAUUGUUCUCGCUCCUGGGGACUCUGGCACGCCUCGGAGUGGUCGCACUCACUCUGUAUCCCAACUCACCGUUCCCUAGUAGGGUGCUAUGGGCGAACUUGGGGGGAUCCUUGUUUUUGGGCUUCCUCGCAGAAGAUCGCCAGCUAUUCCAACAAGAAUGGGGAUCUCCAGACCCUAAAGCGCCAGCUUCGAACCACCUCAAGGUCAAGAAGACCAUUCCUCUCUACAUUGGCCUUGCUACAGGUUUCUGCGGCUCGUUCACGUCCUUUUCGUCCUUCAUCCGCGAUUGCUUUCUGGCGUUGACGAAUGCACUCCAAUCGCCAUCACUCACUUCGCCCUAUCACGUCGAUACAAGCGUUGCGCACAGAAACGGUGGCUUCUCGUUCCUAGCUCUUUUGGCUAUCAUGAUCAUCCACCCAGCUAUCUCCCUAGCCGCCCUUCAGGUCGGAGCACAACUGGCUCUGCUUGUUCAGCCAACAACCCCGACCUUGCCCUUCAAUCUCUGCAGGAGGGUUCUUGAUCCGCUAGCUGUGCUCUUCGGCUUCGGAUGCUGGCUUGGGGCCGUGUUCCUGGCGAUCUGGGCCCCAGGGAACGAUACGCAUUGGCGAUUUCGAGCAGUCAUGCCACUGGUGUUCGCGCCACUGGGUUGCCUUCUUCGCUUCUACGCCUCAAAACAUAUGAACGCCAUCACACCCAGCUUUCCUCUGGGAACGUUCGCAGCCAACAUCUUCGGAACAGCCGUGCUGGGAAUGGCCUUCGACUUGCAGCACGCCGCUAGAGUUGGAGCAUCAGAGCCGAAUGCUUGUGUCGUCCUGCAGGGCAUCAUGGAAGGAUUUUGUGGUUGCUUGACGACUGUGAGUACUUGGGUUGCUGAGCUUCACGGGCUGCGGCGGCGCCAUGGUUGGACAUAUGGGUUGGCCAGCGUUGGUGUCGGGCUGGCGCUGAUGGUGAUCAUUAUGGGCUCGAUGGGCUGGACGGUUGGCUUCCUUCCCCCCGUAUGUAGCUGA